This is a messenger RNA of Cantharellus anzutake, 297 nucleotides long. Its product is annotated as histone-fold-containing protein. The transcript is spliced from 3 exons. Gene Ontology annotation, cellular component: nucleosome. Gene Ontology annotation, biological process: nucleosome assembly. Gene Ontology annotation, molecular function: protein heterodimerization activity; structural constituent of chromatin; DNA binding. The record is from RefSeq and is a predicted model, not a curated record. The annotation marks the transcript as partial. Lineage: Eukaryota; Fungi; Basidiomycota; Agaricomycetes; Cantharellales; Hydnaceae.
AAAGGUGGCAAGGGUCUCGGGAAGGGUGGUGCCAAGCGUCAUCGCAAGAUCCUCCGUGAUAACAUUCAGGGUAUUACAAAGCCUGCGAUCCGCCGUCUUGCCCGUCGUGGUGGUGUGAAGCGUAUCAGUGGGCUCAUCUACGAAGAGACUCGUGGCGUUCUGAAGAUCUUCCUUGAGAACGUUAUCCGUGACUCUGUUACUUACACUGAACACGCCAAGCGCAAGACUGUUACUGCCCUCGAUGUUGUCUAUGCUUUGAAACGGUCAGGCAAGACUUUGUACGGUUUCGGGGCUUGA